Molecule: messenger RNA, 432 nt
Organism: Meloidogyne enterolobii
Lineage: Eukaryota; Metazoa; Nematoda; Chromadorea; Rhabditida; Meloidogynidae
Source: the annotation of a GenBank genome assembly
AUGGCUGCCUCAAAAAAUAUUUUUCUUAUUCCCUUCUUAUUUUUAAAUUUAUUUUUAUUAUUUCAAUUAAAUAAUUGCCUCUGUCUUUUCAAAGGAGGAAAAGAUAAGCCUUGUGGAAGCAAUAAUGGUUGCUGUCCUGGAUUGUAUUGUCGGUUUCCGAAACAUGAUAGUGGUGGCAAAUGUGAAAAUGGCAACUGUUUAGAGAAGAAUAAUUACCGAUGUGACAAUCAAAAAAAUAAAUGCUGUAAAGGACUAAGUUGUAAAACUGAUAAGGACGACUAUUCCAUUUGUCGACCUUACAAUUGUGUUAAUAAUGGUGGGGCUUGCGGUAUAGAUGCUACAAAGAAUAAACAAUGCUGUUAUGGAUUUCAUUAUCAAGACAAUAAAUGUGUAAAGUGCAGCUCUAUAGUUAACCAUAUCUGUUAUUAUUAA